AUGAAGCUCUUGUGGCAGGUAACUGUGCACCACACCUGGAACGCUGCCCUGCUCUCGGUCGUCUACCUCACGGCGCAGGUGUGGAUUCUGUCUGCAGCAGCUGCCUGGGCUGGAGCCCCGAACUGCCCCUCCGUCUGUUCCUGCAGUAACCAGUUCAGCAAGGUGGUGUGCACGCGCCGCGGCCUGGCCGAGGUCCCUCAGGGCAUCCCUUCCAACACCCGCUAUCUCAACCUCAUGGAGAACAACAUCCAGCUGAUCCAAGCGGACACCUUCCGGCACCUGCACCACUUGGAGGUCUUGCAGCUAGGCAGGAACUCCAUCCGCCAGAUCGAGGUGGGUGCUUUCAACGGGCUGGCCAGUCUCAACACCCUGGAAUUGUUUGACAACUGGCUGACCGUCAUCCCGAGCGGGGCCUUCGAGUACUUGUCCAAGCUGCGGGAGCUGUGGCUCAGGAACAACCCCAUCGAGAGCAUCCCUUCGUACGCCUUCAACCGGGUCCCGUCCCUCAUGCGCUUGGACCUGGGCGAGCUCAAGAAGCUGGAGUACAUUUCUGAGGGGGCUUUCGAGGGAUUAUACAACCUGAAGUACCUUAAUCUUGGGAUGUGUAACAUUAAAGACAUGCCGAACCUCACGCCCCUGGUGGGGCUGGAGGAACUGGAGAUGUCGGGGAAUAACUUCCCCGACAUCAAGCCAGGAUCUUUCCAUGGGUUAAAGUCUCUCAAGAAGUUGUGGAUUAUGAACUCCCAGAUCAGCCUGAUUGAGCGGAACGCAUUCGACGACCUCACCUCGCUGGUGGAGCUCAACCUGGCCCACAAUAACCUGACCUCGUUGCCGCACGACCUUUUUGCCCCCCUGAGAUACCUGGUGGAGUUGCACUUGCACCACAACCCCUGGAGCUGUGACUGCGACAUCCUGUGGCUCUCCUGGUGGCUGCGGGAGUACAUCCCCACCAACUCCACCUGCUGCGGGCGCUGCCACGCCCCGAUGCACAUGAGGGGCAAGUUCCUGGUGGAGGUGGACCAGACCUCCUUCCAGUGCUCCGCACCCUUUAUCAUGGACGCCCCCAUGGAUCUAAACAUCUCUGAAGGACGAGUGGCGGAGCUCAAGUGCCGAACUCCCUCCAUGUCCUCUGUGAGGUGGUUGCUGCCUAACGGGACCGUUCUGAGCCACGCGUCCAACCACCCACGGAUAUCCGUCCUCAAUGACGGGACCUUGAACUUCUCCCAUGUUUUGCUAACGGACACCGGGGUUUAUACGUGCAUGGUCACCAAUGUGGCAGGGAACUCCAAUGCCUCGGCCUACCUCAACGUGAGCACGGCCGAGCUCAACACUUCCAACUACAGUUUCUUCACCACCGUCACGGUGGAAACCACAGAGAUCUCCCCCGAAGACAUCUCCCCAAAAUUCACUAAGCCAGUGCCAACGACUUCAACAGGGUACCAGCCGGCGUACACCACCACCACCACGGUGCUGAUCCAGACCACCAAAACGCCCAAGCAGGUGGCGGUGCCCACCGCGGACACUAACGACAAAAUGCAGACCAGCCUGGACGAGGUGAUGAAGACCACUAAGAUCAUCAUCGGCUGCUUCGUGGCGGUGACGUUGCUGGCGGCGGCCAUGCUGAUUGUCUUUUACAAACUUCGCAAGCGGCACCAGCAACGCAGCACGGUGACGGCCGCCCGGACCGUGGAGAUCAUUCAGGUGGACGAGGACAUGCCGGCGGCUCCAGCGGCUCCGACCAGCGUAUCAGGUGAGGGGGCAGUUGUGCUGCCAACAAUUCAUGACCAUAUUAACUACAACACCUACAAACCGGCCCACGGGGCCCACUGGACAGAAAACAGCCUGGGGAAUUCGCUACACCCCACAGUAACCACUAUCUCUGAACCUUAUAUAAUUCAGACCCACACCAAGGACAAAGUACAGGAAACUCAAAUAUGA
Molecule: messenger RNA, 1938 nt
Organism: Emys orbicularis (European pond turtle)
Lineage: Eukaryota; Metazoa; Chordata; Testudines; Emydidae
Gene: LRRC4
Product: leucine rich repeat containing 4
Exons: 1
Coding region: 1-1938 (645 amino acids)
Biological process (GO): modulation of chemical synaptic transmission; synaptic membrane adhesion; excitatory synapse assembly
Cellular component (GO): plasma membrane; postsynaptic density membrane; glutamatergic synapse
Molecular function (GO): protein binding
Source: RefSeq, a predicted model, not a curated record